This is a messenger RNA of Diorhabda carinulata, 2721 nucleotides long. It is a transcript of the gene Vps39, whose product is annotated as vam6/Vps39-like protein. The record is from RefSeq and is a predicted model, not a curated record. Lineage: Eukaryota; Metazoa; Arthropoda; Insecta; Coleoptera; Chrysomelidae. The coding region runs from base 112 to 2649 and encodes 845 amino acids. The transcript is spliced from 11 exons. Gene Ontology annotation, biological process: vesicle-mediated transport; autophagy; endosomal vesicle fusion. Gene Ontology annotation, cellular component: membrane; cytoplasm.
ACUUCUUUCAACUUUGACAUUUGUCAAGUCAGUUAUAUGUUAAAUCCCUAAAUUUAGUAAAUAAAUAAAUAGUUUUGUUAAAUUUGGUUUAUAUAGUUAAAGCAGUGUACAAUGCACGAAGCAUAUAAAAUAUCACCUCUGUUAAAAGUGACUUUUCAAAUUGAAUCAAUAGCUUCUUAUGGCGAUAAUCUCGUUGUUGGUACAAGACAUGGCCACUUAUGUAUGUACAGUAUCAUUCAAAAUGAUGAAGGUUGCGAAGUUCAUUUAAUGAGAUAUAAUAAAUCUUUUAGUAAAAAACCUGUUCAACAAUUGGAAGUAUUGGCAGAUAAUAAUUUACUCAUCAGUUUAACAGAUAAUAUUAUACAAAUUCACGAUCUUAAUUCCACAAAUUUUACUACUUUGCAUCAAGUUCAAAAAUCUAAGGGAGCUACUUUUUUCACUCUUAAUGUCAAGAAACCGACAUCUAUGACAGGUGAAAUAGUGAGUUUAGUCCGUAUGGCAGUAGCUGUUAAGAGAAAAAUACAAUUGUAUUAUUUAAAAAAUAAUGAAUUUUUACCAUUAAUGGACGAUAUAGUUUUAACAGAUAUACCAAAAUCGAUGGUUUGGUGUCAAGAAGCUAUAUGUAUAGGUUAUAGGGGAGAAUACGCGUUAUUUGAGUUAAAUGGUAAAAAGAAAGAUUUAUUUCCGACUAGUAGUACUAGAUCGAACGAACCUUGUAUAGCGAGAGUUUCAGAAACGACGUUCGCGUUAUGUCGAGAUAAUCAAACAAUUUUAGUAAACGUAAAUGGCGAAACCGAAAGAAAUAAAGCUUUGAAAUGGUCAGAUUCACCAAUUUCGUUAGCUUGGGACGAACCUUACGCACUCGGAAUUCAAAAUGAUUGUAUAGAGGUGGCAACAUUGGAACCGAAUAGUUUAGUUCAAACUUUAACAGAUCUACCUAAAAUAAGAUUUAUCGUUUCGUCGCGUCAAGGUAUUUUAUACGCAGCGUCGGUCGCUCAAAUUUGGGUUAUUCAAGCUAUCGGCGUCGCCAAACAACGAGAAGUUCUAUUGAAAGAUAAACAGUUUCAACUUGCUUUAAAAUUAACGCAAACUUCGACGGAAUCGGAUGAGGAAAAACGAGAAAUCGUACAUCAGAUUCAAACAUAUCUGGCGUACGAUUUAUUCAAUAAGAAACAAUUCCACGAGAGUAUGAAGGAAUUUAUUAAAUUGGGUACUGACGCUUAUGACGUCAUACGGUUAUUUCCUGAUCUUUUGCCGCAACAACAAGCAGCAACCGAAAUUUCGGAACCGACUCGGGAUUUGACCGAAAAAGAAUUGGAAACUAGCAGAUUGGCGCUUAUCGAUUAUCUUACCGAGAUGAGAUAUCGUCUGCAUUCGUCUGAGAAUCAGGUAAAUAAAAACGCUUCGGGUAACCUCAACGAAACAGCCAUUAGCAAAUCUACGAGUCAAUUGCUACAAAUAAUCGACACAACUUUGCUAAAAUGUUAUUUACAAACUAACGACGCUUUGGUAGCACCAUUACUUAGACGCAAUCAUUGCCAUUUGAUCGAAACUGAAAAAAUUUUGAAAAAAAUGGGAAAAUCCAACGAACUCAUCAUAUUAUAUCAAACGAAAGGGCAACAUAGGCGUGCUUUGGAAUUGCUACAAUCCGAAGGAAAUUUAGAACGUAUAAUUACCUACGUACAACAUUUAGGAGCUGAACAUAUGCCCUUAAUACUAGAUAUGGCCGAUUGGGUACUCAACGAAUCCCCAGAAGAAGGUUUGAAGAUAUUCACAGAAGAUUUAGCCGAAGUCGAAUCUCUACCUCGAGCUCGUAUAUUGGACUUUCUCCUGAAAUCCCACAAAUCCUUAGCCAUACCUUAUUUAGAACACAUACUGUACGUAUGGGAAGAUCCCAAUCCGUUGUUUCACAACGCGUUGAUUCAUCAAUACCGCGAAAAGAUACUCACCGAAGGUACAGCAUCUUCUGAACACACCAGAAAGAAACUAUUGGAAUUUUUGGAAACCAGCAGGAAUUACACCGCGGAAAACAUCCUCGGAAGUUUUCCCACGGAAGUGUUGCUUGAGGAACGCGCCACCAUACUCGGAAAACUCGGUAAACACGAACAAGCUCUAGCGAUUUACGUUAGAGUUUUGGGAAACGUGGAAAAAGCUGAAAAUUAUUGCAAACAAGUAUACGAUAAACAAAUACCGGGUAGUUCGCGCAUAUACGUUUAUCUAAUUAAAUUGAUAUUAGAUCCCAAUAGUUGCGUAAUUACCCUUCCUGGCGUUACUUUAUCUCCUAAAACCGCCCAACCCGACAUCGAAUUGGCCAUCAGACUUUUGCAGGAGAACGCUUCCCGAAUGGAUUGUCUCGAAGCGCUCGCGAUAAUUCCAGAUCAUCUUCCGGUAUCUAGAUUAUUGAAAUUCCUGUUCGUUUCCAUGCAAAAGCUCGUACAAGAAAGGAGAUACAUGCAAUUGAUGAAGGGAUUGCUGCACGCGGAAUAUUUGACUUGUCAAGAAACCAAACUCGUCUUGGAAAGUCAGUACAUAACAGUAACCGAAUUUAACGUUUGUCCUGCUUGCAAGAAACGUUUUGGCAACCAAAGUGCUUUGGUGAGGUAUCCGAACGGAGAAGUGGUCCAUUUUUCUUGUCAAGAAAAAAAAUAAUUCUAAAAUUCAUUAAAUACAUAAAUUAUAUUUUAAAUAAUUAUUUAAAGUAAUACAAUGAUAUAAACGUAA